Messenger RNA from Rangifer tarandus platyrhynchus (Svalbard reindeer), 285 nucleotides. Lineage: Eukaryota; Metazoa; Chordata; Mammalia; Artiodactyla; Cervidae. The record is from the annotation of a GenBank genome assembly.
AUGGGCUCUGAACUGGAGACGGCCAUGGAGACGCUCAUCAAUGUGUUCCAUGCCCACUCGGGCAAAGAGGGCGACAAGUACAAGCUGAGCAAGAAGGAGCUGAAGGAGCUGCUGCAGACUGAGCUCUCCGGCUUCCUGGACGCCCAGAAGGAUGCAGAUGCUGUGGACAAGGUGAUGAAGGAGCUAGAUGAGAAUGGAGAUGGAGAGGUGGACUUCCAGGAGUAUGUGGUACUGGUGGCUGCCCUCACAGUGGCGUGCAACAACUUCUUCUGGGAGAACAGUUGA